This is a messenger RNA of Caenorhabditis sp. 36 PRJEB53466, 1627 nucleotides long. The record is from the annotation of a GenBank genome assembly. NCBI's taxonomy places the organism in Eukaryota, Metazoa, Nematoda, Chromadorea, Rhabditida, Rhabditidae.
AUGCUGAUUAACAAAAAAUUGACUUGUCGGACUCCGUUGCUUCCCAAACCAGCAGUCAGCGUCAUCCGAAGAAUCCGUAAGCUUUUGCUCUUCUUGUUUCCCCUGUGUUGUUCUCGUUUAUCGUCAUAGAAGUGUCGUCACUUUGUUUCUCAACACUUUUGCACUUUAAGGACUCUCUGGCAUGGCUUCUGGCUCUUCCGUCACCAAUUUUCUCAUUUUUCUUCUGCUGCUCAUCGCCAUCUCCAACUACUUUACUUUCAGCAAAAUUGGUAAGCGCUUUGAGUAGUUUGUUUUGAUUUGAUAUUUAAAGUUGAAUUUCAGAGCGACGAAUGGAAGUUGAAGAACAGGAAAAGGAGCUUGAAACGGUUCAGUAUUCUCCUGAAUCAUCACCGCCUGCACUCCAAGUUCCUGUCUACAGUCGCCAAUCGAAAGAAUUGCGGAAGAAGGCGUUGCUGAGUUCGGAGCAAGAUCGGCUGGAGUUGCUCCGAUCUUCCAAGUCGUUUGAUAACAAGGCGUUUUACGGAAAAGUAAAGCCUGAAGCAUUUUGUGCAAAGAUGGAAAGGAUUGGAGAGAAGGGAGAUGGCGGAAAGUAUGUGUGCAAUCCGGUGGCGGUUAGAAAAGGAAACGAGUGCACGUGAGUGUCUGAUAUCUUUAGACAUUGACCAAUUAUGUACCUAUUUUUCAGAUUGAUCUCUCUGGGUCUUAAUAACCAGAUCGAUUACGACACGCACAUUCAACAAGUGACCGGAGGACAUUGCAAGAUUCUGGGAGCCGACAAGGAUGCGCAAAAUGAAAAGACGCAGAAGGCGUACGCCGAGAUGAAUGGUCAACUUUUUGUGGGAACGAUUCCGAACCAACUGACAAUUCCGAGCAUGCUGGAGAAAGCGGGAAGGAACGAGGUAGAGCUGCUCAAGAUCGACAUCGAAGGGGGAGAGUUCGCGGGAUUGGAACCACUCAUCAAGGACUUCUUUGUCUGUCAGGUACGGUCCUUUUUUUUCCUUUUCCGAAUCGUUUCAAAGUUCCACUUUCCAACUAACUAACUUCAGAUCUUCAUAGAAGUGCACGGACCGUCGGCGAGGCAUCUGAAAAUGCUUCAGGUCAUGGCCAAGUAAGCUGAAAAGAUCCAGACUUGCCAAAUCCCGGGCCGGCCCGGCCAGCAAAUCGUCGGCCCGGAAGUUAGACCUCAAAAAAAAUAUGCAAAAAAAUAUGAAGGAAGAGGAAAGCGCGUGCGGCAAAAUUGCUAAAAUGGCGUGCCAGAGUUGCAAUCAAUCGCUCCGCCCACUCUUGAGAAAAUUUUCGUAAUUUUUGUGAAAAUUUUGCGACUUUAAACAGCAAUUUCUAUUUUUUUUCGAAGUUCUAGUUCGCUUUGAAUUUUUAGGUGCAUCCUCCCGGGCCAGGCCGAAAAAUUUCCAAUUUUGGCCCGGCCCGGCCCGUUGCAAGUCUCAAAAGAUCUUUAGGUUCAAAUUUGCAACUUUUGUUCAGGUACGGAUUCCGAAUCUUCAACGUCGACCCGAAUCCGUUGUGCCCCAGCUGCUGCGAGUACAGCUUGAUCAACGAGCUGUGCAUGCUUCAAUUCGGAGCCGUUCCCCUCGGCAUCACCAUUCCGCAGCCAGAAUCGUCUCAAUAG